Ornithorhynchus anatinus (platypus) is the source of this 1174-nucleotide messenger RNA. RefSeq names its product glyoxylate and hydroxypyruvate reductase (gene GRHPR). The transcript is spliced from 9 exons. Gene Ontology annotation, cellular component: cytosol. Lineage: Eukaryota; Metazoa; Chordata; Mammalia; Monotremata; Ornithorhynchidae. Bases 16 to 993 code for a protein of 325 amino acids. Gene Ontology annotation, molecular function: glyoxylate reductase (NADPH) activity; hydroxypyruvate reductase [NAD(P)H] activity; hydroxypyruvate reductase (NADH) activity. The record is from RefSeq and is a predicted model, not a curated record.
GCGGCGGCGGCGGCCAUGGCGGCGAUGAAGGUGUUCGUCACCCGGCGGCUCCCCGCGGAGGGGCGGGCGGCGUUGAUCGAGGCCGGAAUCUGCAGUGUUGAAGAGUGGGAUUCCGACGAGCCUAUACCUGAGGGAGAAUUGCUGAAAAGAGUCACGGGAGCGCAUGGCCUGCUCUGUCUUUUGUCGGAAAAGAUCGACAGAAGAGUCCUCGAUGCUGCAGGAUCAAAUCUUAAAGUAAUCAGCACCCUUUCCGUGGGAGUCGACCAUCUCGAACUGGAUGAAAUUAAAAAACGUGGGAUCCGUGUGGGCUACACCCCAGACGUUCUGACCGACGCCACUGCCGAACUCACCGUUGCCCUGCUUCUCACCACGUGUCGCAGACUGCCGGAAUCCAUUCAAGAAGUGAAGAACGGUGGCUGGACAUCGUGGAAGCCACUUUGGAUGUGUGGCUAUGGGCUUACCGGGAGCACCGUUGGAGUGAUAGGAUUGGGAAGGAUAGGACAGGCUGUCGCCCGUCGUUUAAAACCAUUCGGGGUCAAGAAAUUUCUAUAUACUGGACGCCAGGCGAGGCCCGAAAACGCAGCGGAAUUCCAAGCAGAAUUUGUACCAGUUAACCGGCUGGCCGCAGAGUCCGAUUUUGUCGUCGUGACCUGCUCCUUGACGCCUGAAACCGAAGGGCUCUGCGACAAGGACUUCUUCCGGCAAAUGAAGAAAACCUCGGUUUUCGUCAACGUGAGCAGGGGAGUUGUGGUCGACCAGGAUGAUCUCUAUCAGGCCUUGGCCACUGGCCAAAUCGCAGCCGCCGGGCUGGACGUCACAACUCCAGAACCGCUGCCUACAGACCAUCCUCUUCUUACCCUGAAGAACUGUGUGAUUCUGCCACAUAUCGGGAGCGCAACCUACUCUACCCGAAGCACCAUGGCCGCGCUGGCGGCCCACAACCUGUUGGCCGGCCUGAAAGGAGAGCCCCUGCCCAGCGAAUUCAAGCCGUAGAAGGGACAACGAAAAGAACCGCGGCCGUCACGACGUCCUGUUCUCUUUAAGGCUCCCUCUUCCCGUCAGAGAUCCCCGCUCCCUGGCUCCGUCCGGAAGCCUGCGGCGCGUCUCCCCCCCCCCCCAAAGCGGGGCUGGCCAGAGCGGAGACGAAUAAAGCCGCAGGUGGCCGUUAUCCUGA